AUGGCGUGGAAUAGAUUGCAGAAAUAUUGUCUUGAAUUGAACGUUUUCGCGACCGGUUCAAACGAUAUACAGAUCAUUCUUCAUCAACGAUGGUCAACCCGUGUCUAUAUCGUGUUGUUUGCUGUCGUUUUGAUUGUUGUUGGUACUAUUGCUGGAUUUGAUGUUCGAUCAAUAGAUAAGAUUGUAUAUUCGCCGUCACAGUCUCAGUUUAUCAAAUUGGUUGAAAAAUAUCCCAAAACACUCAGAUGUCCAUGUUCCAAGAUUGGUAUUGCUUAUGAAACAUUCGUUCAUACUCAUGUCAAGUUCCAUCAUGUAUGUUCGAGCGCAUUUGUUACUCAAGCAUGGAUUAAUUCAAUAUUUUUACAAAAAAAUCACUCUUCUUCAUCUACAUAUGAUAUUCGAUAUUAUCUGAGAUAUUUUUGGGAAAUAAUAGCUGGUUUUUGUUCUUUCAGCAAUAGUACAUGGAUAGAUGCUGUGACAAGUUUUGGCGCGUUACGCAUUGUUAGUCCAAUAGCAGUUGUUGAAGAAAAUCUUCGAAUUCAAGCUCAAACUACACUUGAUAGUUCUAUGUCAUUUGCUCAAACUGUACUAGUUCGUAAUUUGCUUGCUAUUCGAAGUAUAAUUGCUGGAAAUCAGUUCGUAUCUGGUUUGACUACAAAUUAUUAUUUAAGUUAUUCACCAUCAGGUUUCGGUAAUGAAGCUACUCCAAAAAUGUUGCCAAGAACAUACAAUAAUUGUUCUUGUUUGAAUUUUCGUGGUUGUCCACAUCCCAUUAUCAUCAAUACUAGCUAUCAUCAAUUGUUUACAAUACCUGGUAUGAUUGGUGAUUGUUUUAUUGUUGAUGCUACUAUGAUACGUGAUCAUGUUAGAAAUUUUCUAAGCAAAAUUGCUCAAAAAAUGAUCACUUUGAAUCUUUUCAAAACAAAUGAAUUACAAACACCGAUGAAUAUACGUCGACAACAAAUUUUAACACGAUGCUUCAUUCUCUUACUUGUUUUGUGUUCAAUUACCAUUGGAUUUUAUAUAUUUCUUUCCAAUCAAGAUCAACUUGUCACUAUUGAAUAUCCAUCUCUAUCGAAAUAUGAAAUAUUAUAUGAACAACAUUCAUCAAAUCUUUUAUGUCCUUGUUCACAAUUAUCAGUUUCAUACGGUAGAUUUCUCAAUGUAACAUUUGUAUUACAUCAAAUAUGCAAAAGUAGUUUAGUGUCAUCAAUGUGGCUUAAUUAUCUAUUACUUGUCAAUCUAAAUCGUGUACCAAUUUGGACAGAAACUGAUUUCUCACGUGAUUUUCGUACUUAUGGUGCAUCGUAUUUUCAAUUUUUGGCCACAUAUUGCCUUCUUGCCGAAAUCAACAUUGAAGAUGCCCAACGUAUAUUCUUAUCUACACAAUUCAUUAAUAAUUAUCUGCCAUCUCAAUCACUUUUUUUUCAACAAGUUAAAUAUAUUUCUGAAUCAUUCAUUGCUAAAACACGCCAUGAAUUCGCACGCACGUUAAACUGGACUCAGACUGCUACCAUGGUUAGUCAAUUUUUGACAGGUGCAAAUACUAACUUUCACAUAACAGUCGAUAUUGAUGGUCAAGUAAUUAUUAAUGAUGUUACCUUUCUCAUAGUAACACAAAUAACUCAUCACUCUUUAUCGACUAGUGGAAGUUGCUCUUGUGGAUUCGAAGACGAAUUAUGUUUUUUGAAACCGAUUAUUUAUACAAAUGGAUCAAAUGUAUUGGACUUUUUACAAAUAUUUCAUGAAUUAAAGAUUGGAUGCAUACCUAUUUUUGGACUUUUCCUGUCAGAGAUCGAUUGGUGGUACAAUAUAACAUAUAUUGAAAAUAUUCGAAUGACAUACAGUAUGAUAAUGAACUCUCAACCUUCAUUCGAUAUCAAAUCACUCAAUCGGUCAGUUCCAACACGAUUUGAACAUUGUUCAUUGAAUAUUUUGCUCCAAGAAAUGUUUAUAGAAACGGUGAUAAGCAACAACACGCGUUUCGAUCUUUUUUAUGAACAAUGUGCACCUGUCGCUUGUUCAUAUCAAGUCGUACGAAGACGUGAGAUUAUUAUUGCUAUUAUAUUACUCAUUAAUGUCUAUGGAGGACUUAGUCGAGGACUUAGAUUAAUUAUACCAUUAAUUGGCAGCCUUAUUUACUUUUUUAUACGAAAAUAUCAAAAUUCGACUAUUAUUCAUGAACUUAGAUCCAUUGCUUCUCGUCGAAAAAGGUUUCUGAAUGAUUUGGUUCAAACAAUUCUAGCAAUAAAUUUAUUUAAAUCAUUGACAUCUGAUCGAACAAGUGAACAUAAACAGAAAAUUUAUAGUCGAGUUUAUCUUAUUCUUUUCAUUAGCAUUCUUGGCAUAGUAAUGUUUUACUCGUCUAUUAUUGGUCGUGUUAUUCGUAAAACACAUUUACAGCCAUCGAUUGAAGACUACGAACAUUUACUAAAUCUUCAUCCUGAUGGGGUUGACUGUCCUUGUACAAGAAUUUCAAUUCCUUACAAUACAUUUGUGACUCAACUUAAAGUCGAUUUAUAUCAUCAGGCAUGUACUACUGAUGUAAUUGAGCGAACUUUGAUCAUGGGCAGUAUUAUUGAUCCUGCAACUACAUACACUAAUAGGAUCAAUUUUCAAUCAUGGCGAUUUUCUUUCAUCGACGGUCUCAAUAGGCUAUGUCAUUUAGCAGAAGAUAGUAUUACCAAUGAUAUUGAAGCAUUUCUAGCUUCAACUAUGCUGACCUAUCAGUUAAUACCGCGCAUUCAAUUCGAUAAUGAAAUGAAUAUCACAUUGAAUCGAGUGAAACUAUCUACACCUAUAGCAUUCACUCGAAUAUUGGAAUUACUUCGUUUGAUUAGUCAAGCCAAUGCAUUGAUCGAUGUAUUUUCAUUGAGUUGGAACUUUGUCAUGACUGAAAAUAGUCAAGGUACAAAUGCUUCAUUUGUCAGUGUAUCAACAAAUCAAUAUACAACAUGUUCUUGUGCCACUGAACGAUCUUGUUCGAUGCCAGCUCAAUUAGUUUUUCCUAAUGGUACAAGUUACUACACAUUUCGAGACGAUCAAACAUUAGGACGUGACUAUGGUUCAAACGAGAAUUCAACAGGCUUUCCACCAUCUGUUAUUGCUGUUAUUGUCAUUAGUUCAAUUCUUUGUUUCGUUACAUGUUUAAGUUGUUGCAUACAUUCUCAACAACGCCAAAAUGUUCCUGAUGAUUACGGUAAUUCGGAUCCUACAAUUAUUACAAAUCUCUAUCAACAACAGGCUCUUCGACGUCCAGUACGAGUCAUUCUUAUGCGACCUAUUAAUAAUGUGGGUGUUGCACCGCAAUCUCAAGUAUUUCCUAGUAUAUAUGAAGGCUCACCUCCAUCUUACGAAGUAGCAACCGGUAAUCUUUCACAGAUGCAUCAACUAUCACCACCUUCAUCGAUCACAGCGCGUACUAAAUAA
This is a messenger RNA of Rotaria sp. Silwood2, 3429 nucleotides long. NCBI's taxonomy places the organism in Eukaryota, Metazoa, Rotifera, Eurotatoria, Philodinida, Philodinidae. The record is from the annotation of a GenBank genome assembly.